AUGGAGAUGAAGCGACAACCCACCGAAACAAGCGAAGGUGGAAGAACGGAGAAGAAGGAAAGAUCGGACUCGCCUGCUGGAAGUUGUUUUUUGCCGCAGAGCCUCGCCGUCGAACACUCUCCGAAGCUGAUUCCCUGUUCUGGCAUCGGAAUGGAGUCGCCGACGGUCAGCAGUACACUGUUGAUUGACCUUCUACGUCGAGCUCCAUUGUGGGAGUGA
Linum trigynum is the source of this 219-nucleotide messenger RNA. NCBI's taxonomy places the organism in Eukaryota, Viridiplantae, Streptophyta, Magnoliopsida, Malpighiales, Linaceae. The record is from the annotation of a GenBank genome assembly.